This is a messenger RNA of Poeciliopsis prolifica (blackstripe livebearer), 1191 nucleotides long. Its product is annotated as glioma pathogenesis-related protein 1-like. The record is from RefSeq and is a predicted model, not a curated record. Gene Ontology annotation, cellular component: extracellular region. NCBI's taxonomy places the organism in Eukaryota, Metazoa, Chordata, Actinopteri, Cyprinodontiformes, Poeciliidae. The transcript has 7 exons. The coding region runs from base 108 to 914 and encodes 268 amino acids.
UGAUGCGGAGGAAGCUCUUGACAACAACGUUGUACUUACAGAUUUUAUUACUUCAACUCCCCCGUUUCCUUCAGCUGAAUUGAAUCUCCGUUUGUCUAGAACUGGAGAUGUUGCUGUGGGUCGUUCUUGUUCUGGAUUUGGGGGUCUCUGCCUUGACGCUGCCAAAAAUCACAGAUGAGAAUUUCAUCGGCGAGUGUGUGGAGGAGCAUAACAAAGCCCGCGCAGAUGUCAGCCCACCUGCAAACAACAUGCUGUACAUGUCGUGGGAUGAGGCGUUGGCUAUUACCGCCAGAGCGUGGGCAAAACGUUGUCAGUUUAAACACAACAUCCACCUCAGGGAGGCUGGCCGCAUGCACCCCACAUUUACCUCCGUGGGAGAGAACAUCUGGAUGGGUUCCCCGCCGAAUACGUUCAGCGUAAAGAAGGCCAUUCAAAAGUGGGUGGGUGAAGUCAACGAUUACAACUACACGACAAACAAAUGCAAAGCUGUCUGUGGCCACUACACACAGGUUGUGUGGGCACAAAGCUACAAGGUUGGCUGUGCUGUUGUGAACUGUCCACGCGGUAUCAAAGACUUUCCUCCAUUUGCUGCUGCUAUUUUUGUAUGCAACUACGCACCAGGUGGAAAUUUUAUCGGAUGGCAGCCUUAUGCAACUUCUGGAGAUCCAUGCUCUGGAUGCAAAGGCAAAUGUGACAACAAAAUGUGUCGUAGUCCAGAACGAGAUUCCAGAACAAGUUACAACUGGGCUCCGGACUGGGACAGUGCGUCACUUACAUCACUUACAAGCACUUCUGCACCUACAAACAACAUUUUCCUGGAUAUCCUGAUCGUUCGGCCCAUCGCCCUCGUCUUGACGUGCAUUGCUGCAUACGCAGUCCAUUAUUUUUACCCCAAUCUCUUCUGCUAUGAAUAGAGUUUUUGGUCUGAAGGGAGAUCCGGAUGGAUGGCGUCCCACAAUGACCUCCAAAUGUACAUCUCUAUUAUCUUAACCACAAAAUGCUACCAUAAUCUUAUAUCUUAUAUAUUUUUCUGUGGAUGAGCCAUGUAUGGACAAAAAUCUACCAUAAAAUAGCACUUCCAAGUCUUUAUUGAACUAAAUGUGAGCUGUUAGCCUUUGUCUUUAGUUUUUUUUCUUUUCACCAGUGCUGCUUCUUUCAGAUGCUACAAUCAGUUUGGGUCUGAACAUUAAA